Oncorhynchus gorbuscha (pink salmon) is the source of this 1193-nucleotide messenger RNA. It is a transcript of the gene fgf17, whose product is annotated as fibroblast growth factor 17. NCBI's taxonomy places the organism in Eukaryota, Metazoa, Chordata, Actinopteri, Salmoniformes, Salmonidae. Gene Ontology annotation, molecular function: type 1 fibroblast growth factor receptor binding; growth factor activity; type 2 fibroblast growth factor receptor binding. The record is from RefSeq and is a predicted model, not a curated record. Gene Ontology annotation, biological process: positive regulation of gene expression; positive regulation of cell population proliferation; regulation of cell migration. The transcript is spliced from 5 exons. Bases 241 to 885 code for a protein of 214 amino acids. Gene Ontology annotation, cellular component: cytoplasm.
ACUGGAGUAUAUGAUUUUCCCCACAUGCGUACCAUGAUGUGUUUCUCAUAUGAAUUUAUGAAGAAGGUGUUUCACAUCUGAAAGUUGGUGUGUGAAUGGAAUAAAACUCCUAAACUAACAAGAGACACGGAGUGGACAGGUCGAGCGGAUGCGAGGGAACUCUUGGAUUAUUUUGGAUCCGUUGGGAAUAUUAGGCUACUUGCUCUCUGUGAAGAAAAACAUUUGCGAUUGGAUGAAAGAAUGUAUGGAAUAAAUCAGCGCUGUAUUUACAUAUCUUUUCAUUUCUUCGUGUUGUGGUGCCAUGCUCAGGGGGAGAAUCACCCGUCUCCUAAUUUUAACCAGUAUGUGAUGGAGCAGGGCGCAAUGACGGACCAGCUUAGCCGGCGACAGGUCAGGGUUUAUCAACUAUACAGCCGGACCAGCGGGAAGCACGUCCAGAUACAAGGCAAGAGGGUCGCCGCUACUGCUGAGGACGGCAACAAUUACGCACGUCUCUUUGUAGAGACUGACACCUUUGGCAGUCGGGUUCGGAUCAAAGGUGCAGAGAGUGGACGCUACCUCUGUAUGAACCGGAGGGGGAAACUGGUUGGAAAGCCUGAUGGCAGAAGCAGGGAUUGUAUCUUCACAGAGAUUGUUCUGGAGAACAAUUACACUGCCUUCCAGAAUGCCAAAUAUGAGGGUUGGUAUGUGGCUUUCACCAGGAAAGGGAGGCCCAUCAAAGCCUCCAAGACGAGGGAGAACCAGAGAGAGGUCCAUUUCAUCAAGAGGCUACACAAGGGCCCACUACCUUUCCCCAACAUGGACAGAAUCAAACAAUUUGAGUUUAUCAGUUUUCCACCCACCCGUCGAGCGAAACGGAACAGGAAAUCACAGACUGCUGCCUAGUACAGAACAAAUCGGACUAUUAUUGAGGAAAAAUUGUAAUUUUAUUUUUGUAUGUUUUUAAUAUGUGGAAAUACUUAAAAUGCAAAAAAGUCUAAAGUAAUUUAGUUGUAAAAUGAUCCCAUGUAAAUCAUGUAAGAGAGUAAAUGAGAUUUAUGUAUAUAUUUAAUAUGACAGUGUGUAUGUAUGUGUUUUCUUUUGCUUUUUGAUUGGUCCCGUGACAGAGUGGGUAUUGGAUAGGUACAUUAAUAAACAUGUUCAGCUUGGUUAUCACAAAACUUAAGCGUGACAAAUGCAACAUUUGACCUUUA